Messenger RNA from Sorghum bicolor (sorghum), 835 nucleotides. RefSeq lists its product as uncharacterized. The record is from RefSeq and is a predicted model, not a curated record. The transcript has a single exon. Lineage: Eukaryota; Viridiplantae; Streptophyta; Magnoliopsida; Poales; Poaceae. Bases 1 to 642 code for a protein of 213 amino acids.
AUGCAGGAUCCAUAUUUUGUACUGGAAGGUCCUACCCGUGCUGUUAUGUUUUCAGAUGUAUUGUCCGAUCCUUUGAUCAUCGAGGUUGACCUCAAAGUAAAAGGUGCUACUGAGUCUGAGGAUGGAUACUUGAGCUUUCUAGUUUCUCCAUUAACAUGCUCCGGCAUGCUUUCACGUGUGUUUAAAUGUGCCUACACUACCAAGCAUAGCAGACUGGAGUUUUCGCUUGGCCACAUUGUUUCCUCUGUGGAGGCUACGAUAUUUGUGAGAGUCAUUGAUGGGUCAUGGCCACAUGGUUUGCAUGGUCUAUUUACUGUUUCUACUACCGGUUUCAGUGACAGAAAUACCACAAAGUAUAGCGCUGGUGUUGGUCACGAGAGAAUCGCCUUACUUGAUUCUGGAGGUCAGGAAGUGCCUAUUGCCGGUGAUGGCAAGAUAAAGCUUUCACGGAAUGUUAUCUCAACUGAAAAUUGUGGAGAGGUGAUAUUUCAGGUCAAGGCACUGGAAGGUGACAUCAAAGUUGUGGAAAAAGAUACCAUUUUUCACCCUUUGGAAGCUAGUAAAAGUAUCAGUGAGCUUGACAUGGGGUUCUGUAAAAUGGAGGUCACUGUUUUUUGGUCGCGUGUUUCGUGCAAUCCUUAGGUGAAGAAUUGAAGUUGUGAGGGCAAUCACGUGUUCCAUACUACCUGUGUAAGAUUCAUGGUAUACUUGGAUGCUUUUGCGAGAUGCAUAUGCUGUGCAGUGGUAUGUGUAUUGCAAUCUAGGAAUUGAUACCCUAGCUAUUUAUGUCGUAACUUGCUUGUAAGUAAAUAUUGGGAGCUGUAUUGUCUGCCAA